Messenger RNA from Lemur catta (Ring-tailed lemur), 2697 nucleotides. RefSeq names its product dishevelled binding antagonist of beta catenin 2 (gene DACT2). Gene Ontology annotation, cellular component: cytoplasm. Gene Ontology annotation, biological process: negative regulation of nodal signaling pathway. The record is from RefSeq and is a predicted model, not a curated record. The transcript is spliced from 4 exons. Bases 1 to 2259 code for a protein of 752 amino acids. Lineage: Eukaryota; Metazoa; Chordata; Mammalia; Primates; Lemuridae.
AUGUGGGCGCCGGGCGGCCCUGCGGGGCCGGCGAGCUGGGACAGGCGCAGGGUGGGCGCGCGGCUGCGUGCGGCGCUCGCGGGGCUGCACGAGCUGCAGGGGCUGCGCGCCACGCAGCAGGCGCGGGUGCGGGGCGCCCUGGCCUCGCAACCCGGGCCCGCCGCCCCCCGCGGCCCCCGCGCCCAUGAGCUGCGGCUGGAGGCGGCACUGGCGGCGCUGCAGGAGCAGCUGGCCCGGCUCCGGCAGCAGGACGUCGGCCUGGAGACCCACUUGGACCAGCUGGGCCAGCAGAUCAGCCAGCUGCAGCUGGACGUGGGCGCGUCCCCCAGAGAGGCCCUGGACAGCGACAGCCGGCCCAGCUCAGGCUUCUACGAGCUGAGUGACGGUGGCUCCUGCUCCCUGUCCACCUCCUGUGCGUCGGUCUGCAGUGACCGCGUCUCCCCGGCCCUGGGUGGUCUGCUGCCUGCGGCCCAGCCCCCCGAGGCCAGGCCCUGCAUGGGGGACUGGCGGCCCCGGUCGGCGGACGAGAUCUCCGUGCCGGUGUGGAGACCCCAGGCCACCGAGGAUGGCAGCAGGCCCCUGGGCACGGCAGGGGGCCCAGUCCGGCCGUGGGGCACGUUCCGGCCCAGGCCGGUGUCCACAGGUGACCUCGACACAGCCCUGCCGGCGGGCGCAGGCCUGCAGAAGGCCAGCGUGGACCCCCGGGCGCCCCCGCUUCUCUGCCAGGGCACAGACGCCGCACGCCACAUGCCGGAACCCCAGUACCAGCGGGACCUGGUGUCGCAGGGGGGCAGGGAGGUGUACCCCUACCCCAGUCCCCUGCACGCGGUGGCCUUGCAGAGCCCCCUGUUUGCUCUGGCGCCGGACAGCAGGCGGAGCGACGGCCCCUCGGCCCCCAGGAAGCCCCUGCCAGGCCCCACGGGUGCCUGCAGCCCCCAGACCCGGCCGGUCCCGGAGGCCGGCACAGCCAGGGCCUACAUCGACCGGCUGCUGCGUCUGCGGGGCUGCAGGACCCCCACAAGGGGCCGUGUGGGUGAGCAGGGCCCCCCACGAGGGGAGCUGUCCCCGUCCCCACAGGAGCCGGGCAGCCAGAGCACGGACGGUGAAGGUCGGCUCCAGAAGCUGCUCUCGGGCCCAGGCAGGGUGGCCGGUGGGGACAGCCCCCUGCAGCAGGGACCUGCACCCCUUGUGGGCACCCAGCACCCCAGCAGCCUCCCAGAGGAGGGGCCCAGACCCUCCAGUCGCUGUGUCCUGGGGGAGACCACUGUGGGCCCCCCACCCUGCCCCCAGGCCCCACAGCCUCCCUGGGCCGUGUCGCCGUCCCAGCCGGUGGACAGGAGCUGCCCUCUGGCCUCAGGGCCCUUUCCUGCCAGGGGGGCUUCCCCGCCCAGGCUGAACACGGGCCCCCCCAAGACAAAGGCCGUGAAGAGCAGGAGAAGGUCCAGUGACAAGGUGCUGCGGUUUGGGAAGCAGGUGGCCCCGGCACCAGAGAGCCAUCGGGGUGCCCCCACAGCUCCCUGGCUCCCCCCAGAAUGGGACCCUCCCCGCCGGGCCCAGGCGGUGGGUGGGCUCAGGAGGCCCACCCUGGCCAGGGAGGUGCCCGGGCGCUCCUGCUCGGAGUCCACCCUCUACCCGGUGCCCUUCCUCCUGCCCCUGGUGGUGGCCCCGGGGGAGAGGGGUGGGGCGGCCCACGCCCUGCUCCCCCUGGGGGCUGCACCUCUCAGCGGGGUGGCCAGGCGGAAGCAGCGCAGGUGGCAGUCCACCAUGGAGAUCUCAGCGGGGGCCCGCCCGGCCCGCUGCCCCGAGCCCAGCCCGGGCACACCCAGGCCCUCCGCCAGGACAGCAGGUGCCCCCCGGGCCCAGGGCAGGCCCUCGCUGACCCGCCAGGACGCGCGUGCCAGGAGCGAGUCGGAGCCCUCGGAGCCCUCCACAGACUGCGCCUCUCCGCUCCACUCCACCCUCGCGGAGACCAGCGGGGAGGAGGCUAGCGACCACACUGCCAACCGCUUUGGGGACCGAGAGUCCGGGGGCAGCGACUCGGAGGGCGGCGUCCAGAGUCGCCGUGGCCGCGGCCGGGCGCUAGACUGGGGGGUGGCUGGGCGGGGGCAGUGGGCCUGGCUGCAGGCGGGACCCCCAGUGGGCUCGAGGCCGCCCCUGCCCCCUGUGCCCAAGCUGUGCCGCGUUAAGGCCUCCAGGGCCCUGAAGAAGAAGAUCCGCAGGUUCCAGCCGGCCACGCUGAAGGUCAUGACCCUGGUGUGAGGGGCCCAGGACGGCCGUCUGCCGGCGGGCUCGUGGCCUCCCCAGGCCGUCCAGCCUGCAGAGAUGGGUUGCCUGUCGGACGGCUGUGCCCCGGGGAGGACAGCGCGAGUUCUGGGGGUGACUCUCCCCACCCCGGAAAGGACAUUUGCGGACAACUUUGAGGUUUCGGAUUUUAUAAGCCACCUGGCCACCUUACUGUUCUUCCAGCGGCUCCCCAGGAUGGGUCGGCUUCUUGACCAGCGUCCCUGUCCUGGGCUGCCGUCCCAGCGGCGGCUGUCACCUGUCGGUCCCCUUGGCCGGGCUGUGUUCCCCAGUCUUUUCCCUUCCCUCCCCCAGAGAUGCUCCGAGGCAGUGGUUGCAGGACCGAGUGCUGGAGGUUGAACUUGACCUCUGUGUUAGGCUCUCAAUGGGAAUGCCAUUAUCUUCUGAAAUAAAAUG